Anolis carolinensis (green anole) is the source of this 9224-nucleotide messenger RNA. RefSeq names its product ubiquitin specific peptidase 13 (gene usp13). The record is from RefSeq and is a predicted model, not a curated record. Gene Ontology annotation, molecular function: protein binding; cysteine-type deubiquitinase activity; zinc ion binding. Lineage: Eukaryota; Metazoa; Chordata; Lepidosauria; Squamata; Anolidae. Gene Ontology annotation, biological process: protein deubiquitination. The coding region runs from base 145 to 2769 and encodes 874 amino acids. The transcript has 20 exons.
CUUUGCGCUUCUUUCUGGGCAGCUGCGGCUCCCUCCGCGCUCCCUCCGUCUCCCGCCGGGUUAAAGAUAGCCUCCCUCCUCCUCCUCCUUCUCGUCCGGCCAGGAGGGCUCUCGGUCUGCCUGCCUGCCUGUUUCUCUGGGGCGAUGGAGCGGGCGGCGCUGCUGGGCUCCGGGCGGGAGGCGGGCUCGGCGGUGGCCAUGGCGGGGGACGUGGGAGAGCUCCUCGUGCCCUACAUGCCCACCGUCCGGGUGCCCAAGACCGGAGACCGCGUCUACAAGGCCGAGUGCGCCUUCUCCUACGACUCGCCGGAUUCUGAAGGAGGGCUUUAUGUCUGCAUGAAUACUUUCCUGGGAUUUGGAAGGGAACAUGUAGAAAGGCAUUAUCGGAAGACAGGGCAGUGUGUAUACAUGCAUUUGAAACGGCACGUCAAGGAGAAGGUAACAGGGGCAUCUGGUGGAGCUUUACCAAAAAGGAGAAACACCAAGCUAUUUUUAGAUCUAGAGUGCAAUGGUGAUUUGAAUAAUGAUGACUAUGAAUAUGAGGAUGAAGCAAAGCUUGUCAUAUUUCCAGACCACUAUGAAAUUCCUUUACCCAAUAUAGAAGAGUUACCAGCGCUGGUCACAAUAGCUUGUGAUGCAGUCCUUAGUGCAAAAUCUCCAUACAGAAAGCAAGAUCCAGACUCAUGGGAAGAGGAACUCCAAGUUUCAAAACAUGCAAACAUUCUUGUACAGAUGGACAAUGGUGUCAGGAUCCCACCAAGUGGCUGGAAAUGUUCAAAAUGUGAUUUGCGGGAGAAUCUUUGGCUGAACCUUACAGACGGGUCAAUACUGUGUGGGAAAUGGUUCUUCGAUGGCAGCGGAGGAAAUGGACAUGCCCUGGAACACUACAAGGAGAUGGGCUAUCCAUUAGCAGUCAAGCUUGGAACAAUUACUCCAGAUGGUGCAGAUGUUUAUUCCUUUGAUGAAGAGGAGGCAGUUUUGGACCCACACAUAGCCAAACACUUAGCGCAUUUUGGUAUUGAUAUGCUACAAAUGCAUGUAAUAGAAAACGGCCUGAGAGAUAAUGAUAUAAAACCCAGAGUCUCCGAAUGGGAAGUGAUCCAAGAAUCUGGCAUGAAGCUAAAGCCAAUGUUUGGUCCUGGGUACACUGGCCUGAAAAACCUGGGCAACAGCUGCUAUGUCAACAGUGUCCUGCAGGCGCUUUUCAACAUCCCUGAAUUUCAGAGAGCGUAUGUGGGAAAUCUUCCAAGAAUAUUUGAUUACUCACCUCUGGACCCAACACAAGAUUUCAAUACACAGAUGGCUAAAUUGGGACAUGGUCUCCUAUCGGGCCAGUAUUCUAAACCGCCAAUGAAAUCUGAGAUCAUUGAACAGGUGAUGAAAGAAGAACAGAAGCCUCAGCACAAUGGCAUUUCUCCUCGCAUGUUCAAGGCUCUGGUCAGCAAAGGACACCCCGAAUUCUCCUCCAAUCGGCAACAAGAUGCACAUGAGUUCUUCCUACACCUCAUAAAUCUAAUAGAGAGGAACCACAUUGGUUCAGAAAAUCCCAGCGAUGUCUUCCGGUUCUUGGUGGAAGAGCGAACACAGUGCUGCCAGUCUCGGAAAGUCAGAUACACGGAGAGGGUAGACUAUCUCAUGCAGUUGCCUGUGGCAAUGGAGGCGGCCUCAAACAAAGAUGAAUUGAUUGCUUAUGAACUGAAGAGGAGGGAAGCCGAAGCUGCAAGGAGGCCCCCUCCAGAGCUUGUACGUGCCAAGAUCCCCUUUAGCGCUUGCCUUCAGGCCUUUUCUGAACCAGACAAUGUAGAAGACUUCUGGAGCAGUGCUCUGCAAGCCAAGUCUGCUGGAGUGAAAACUUCUCGCUUUGCUUCGUUUCCUGAAUACCUGGUGGUACAGAUCAAGAAGUUUACUUUCGGCCUUGACUGGAUACCUAAAAAACUUGAUGUUUCCAUAGACAUGCCAGAGCUCCUGGACAUCAAUCACCUUCGUGCUACAGGCCUUCAACCAGGAGAAGAAGAACUUCCUGAUAUCUCUCCCCCCAUUAUCAUUCCUGAAGACCCCAAAGGUACUGCCUGCUACCAUGAGGAUCUCUACCUCCCUGCCAUUCUCCACCACAACUCACCGGACAUUGAUGAAUCCUCAGUGAUGCAGCUAGCAGAGAUGGGGUUCCCACUGGAAGCAUGCCGAAAGGCUGUCUAUUAUACUGGCAACAUGGGGGCGGAGGUGGCUUUCAACUGGAUCAUUGCACACAUGGAAGAACCAGAUUUUGCAGAGCCAUUACUCAUCCCUGGCUAUGCGGGAGCUGCUUUUCCUGGGGCAGAUAAGCCAGGAUUUGCUGGGCUGGAUAACCAGCCUCCAGAAGAGAUGGUUGCCAUCAUUGCUUCUAUGGGCUUCCAACGGAACAUCGCUCUCCGGGCGCUUCGGGCAACAAAUAACAACUUGGAACAUGCAUUAGACUGGAUCUUCAGCCACCCAGAGCCAGAGAAGGCAAAUGAAGCCAGUUCUGAAGCCAUGGACAUAGAGAACCACGUGAAUGCCAACCUCCUUGCAGAAUCUGACCCAGAGGGGCCCAGGGUCAAAGAUGGGUCUGGACGAUAUGAACUUUUUGGGUUCAUCAGUCACAUGGGAACAUCGACAAUGAGUGGCCAUUAUGUUUGUCAUCUCAAGAAGGAAGGGAGGUGGGUGAUCUACAAUGACCUUAAAGUCUGUGCCUCUGAACGACCGCCUAGAGAGUUGGGAUAUAUUUACUUCUACCGCAGGAUAUCAAGUUAGGCCUCAUUUAUAUCUCCUGGCCUUACGAAGCCAUAAGCCUUUUUAUUCUGCCAAAAAUAUUGUUUGAAACAAGCAAAGCCUUUGGACUGCCAAAAAAACAAAAAACAAAAAAGGAAAAUAUUUGGGUACUAUUUAUAGCUUAAAUCAGGAUCAGUCAUUUGAUGCCUUCUUAAACUAUAGUGGAGAAAUUUCUGUUUAGGUCACAGUGUGUUUGAGGAUUUAAAAUGUAUACACAUUUUGUGGAGACCAUAAGACUGUUCAAAUCACACGAGGAGUUUGCAGCAAGCAACUGGGAAAUGCAAAGCCAAUCCUAAUCUCCAAAAAGACCACACUUCUUACCUCACAGCUCAGUUUUGACUGUCAAAAAUCAUUGCAAAGUCAACAAUUAUAGUCAGCAGCUUCCUUUGACUUGGAGUUUGCCACUGUUCUGAACGGAAGUCAUUAAAUUCUUGGUAAAGAAUCUGUUUGCUGGCAUGGAAAUUGCUUAGCUGUGAGCUUUGUAUCUCCAUGGUUAGGAGGGGAAAUGAGUAUAAAUCUACAUAUCCUGGUAUGUAACAGCAGCUCUGAAUAUUUUGAAAAUAUCAGUGCUUGAAGUUAAGGUUAAUCCCUGAGGCUAAAGUUACUUUCUUUUUACUUGGUGCUUUGGUUGGUUUGAAAACUUAUCUUGAAUGUUUCUGCCUUGACCCACCACUUGCUCAUGGUUUGGGAGCAAAGAAGUGCUCAUUUCAUCAGUUUCACUGGAUCAGUAUGCACAUUUGUAUGUGUGUAUCUGCUCCUCCCAAUGGGAAAUAAAUGCUCUCAUGUGCAAGAGCUCUGUGUAAGCAUCUAAGUUCAUGUGGGGCUGUGGAUCAGUAAGCUGCAAUUUGGUGGUUUUUCCUUGCUUGAUGAGGAUUGGAACACAACAUAUAUACCUUCAUAAUGCUCGCAAGUGCUCACCUUGUGCCUAGUUUUUCUUGUGCCUUCUUCCCUUGUUCUGUGAGAACCCAGAGCCCAUAAGUCUGCAAAAAUUAACAUAUGAUGAGGAAGAAUGGAUGUGAUGAGAACCUGCAAAUGUGGUGGAUCAGGUAGGAUUCCUUGCCGUAAAGAAGCUAUAAUGGCUGUCACGUGGGCUAUGAACCAAAAUUGCUUCUGUUUUGGGUUUAUUGUGGGCCUCUUUUAUUUUACUCUUUUAUACCACUCAAGAAUAUGUAUCACACACUUCUUUUCAAUUUUUAAUGGGAGCUUUUUGAAGAUAACUUAUACUAAACGCAACCCUCUUCAGAAUUAGCGAUGGAGAAAAUAAUUUCCAUCAAUGUGUAGCCAUGCAUAUUGUUCUGCUUUCUGGAAAAUGCUGAGUCCUUUAAAAAAUCUUCCUUGUACAGAAGUAGGGUUUGAUAAAACUGCUGAUGAGGUUACCCUAAUUUUAGAAUUCUAAAAAAAUCCCCAACAAUGAUAGUGAUUUAUCAGCAGUUUGCAAAGGAACCAAUCACCUGAAUUAGUCAGAUUGAUCUUUUUAAAAGCUUGCCCUCACAGUUAAUUCUUUCCAUCCACACUCUAGAAUGUCUUUUUGGAUUUUUUAAAUGGUUUUGCAAAGCGUUCUAUUAUUUGAAGUGUUGAGGUUGAGUGGUUUCUUUCCCCCUUUUCUCAAUUUCAUGAAGAAAAUGAUGCCCUUUGGAACUGAACCAAGGUAGUUUAAAUUCAUCUGCUACUGUGGAAAUUAACUGGCGUUCCUAAAUAAAGAUGUAACGUCACACUUCUUUAUACAAGAUGUUCAGGAGCUUUAUGUGCAUACAGAGGUACUUGUACUGUGUGGAAAGCUUUGACUUUCAGGUAUUUCUUGAAGCUAGUAUAAUUUGAAACACAUAAUUCUUUAAAGCCCUGGAUGGCACAUUGCUGUCCUGAAACCAGUAUCUGGAGAAAGUAGAAUGAGGCUUUCCAGUGCAACAGCGUGGUCAGUAGUUGAAUCCAGAGUUUGUAUUUUAAAGCUUGUUUCUUCCCCUGCUCAUUCCUGCCUUGAUUCACUUACCAAGACUGCUGCAGGCCAGUUGGGAUGCUUUUCUAUCUCAUAGCCAGGUCUGGCUCAGUCUUUGAUCCCAGGCUCCCAGCCCAUUUAAAUGCAGCACAACAGUUGACCUUGUGCUUCUUUUUUUCUAGUCUGGGUAACCUGCCUAGAAUAUUCAUGUUAUUCUGAUGAUUCCAACGUCAGAUUUUGCAGAGUCUGGGCUUGCCUUAUGGUGCUUGCAUUUCACUUUAUUUAAAUGAGAUGUCAGAGAACUGAUGGAGAAAUGCAACCAAAUAACCUUUUCUUCCAUCUUGUGACCUCAAGGGCUAGCGUGAAGCAGCGGACAACUGUUUUGCUAACUUUCUCUUUAUGGGUGAAAAUAAUUGGAACUCCGCAUUCUACCAUAAAAUUCUUCUUUCUAAAACAAAAGCAGGUUGUUCAUGUCUGUGAGUGUGUAGGACAUGGGGCUGCAUAUUGCAAAGUUUAAUAUCAAGCCAAAAAAACCCAAUCUUAAAUGUCAGACUGUUUAAAAUGUCAUGCAGCUGUUGUGACAGGUGUUUUGUUACUGCUGUAGUUUCCUAAAUCUUUCAGUGCCACACAACUCACUUUUGUGUAUAUCCACACAUAAUUGGUUGAAGAGAGGUUUUGGAGGAUCAUUCAAUCACGCAAUGAAUAAAAACAGGGCAGAACAAUGAAUAGGACAACAUUCAAUCACUGUCAGAAUGCUUUCAGAGAUGCAUUUUGCCCCAAAUUUCUCAUUCUUCCAUCACAUGAUCAUAUUUAUAUUUCAUUCUUCUGCAUACAAUGUGGAAGUCUGAAAUACCUGACUCGGGUGCAAGUGUACAAUCUAUCAGAAAUGUGUUCUUUGUCAGCCCUUUUGAAAUGAAAUGGGAUGCUCAGAUAACAUUCUGUUAUCUACCCAUUUACCUUAACCAAAUUUUAAUAUGGUUGGUUUAACAUCCUGCCAUAUUAGGACAGGAUCAGUGGACACCAGGCUUGGCCAACCUGCAGCCCACGAUGCCUAUGAACACAAAACUGUAAACAUAUUUAAAACAUCAUGACGGAUGGGUGGGGUUGUAACUUGGUUGCAUGGUUCUCGAGUGUGAACUUUGUGGGUGACAACGGAAUGGAAGUAUGUUACAUCUACAAAUACGUUGCAUCUACAAAUAUGUUACAUCUACAAAUAUGUAACAUCUACAAAUGUUACACCUACAGAGUAUGUUACAUCUACAAUUAUAAGAGUAUUUUUUGUAAUUUGCAUUAUAGUUGCUAACAGUUCAACCAGAAGAUGCACUCAACAGUUUUUAAAUACCCCCCCCCCCCCCAAAAAAAUGUGGUGGCACUUAAUUAGGAUUGUUCAAGGACUUUUUUGCAUAUCUGUGGUGACAAGAUACCAUGAAAAUUAUGGACAAAGCUCCCCCCCCCCAAUUAUGUUUAGUGUUAGCAUAUUUUACAUGUGGCCCAAGACAAUUCUUCUUCUGCCAAUGUGGCCCAGGGAAGCCAAAAGGUGGACACUUCUGGUGUACACAAAGCCUGUGGCCUCAGUGGGUGAUUGAAUUCCCUUUUAUGGUACAAUUACUAAAAUGAAAACUCAAUAAUCAGUGCUAGAUGUAUGAUUGUUCAUUAUGAGUCAGUUCUUAUGUCAUGCCUUUAAAGUCUUGGUUCUGCCCACUUCACUAGCAUUGCAGACGUAGUGUAGCUUCAGCACAAUGCGCCAAAUGACAAUUGGAGAGCACUGUCCUUAUAUACAUGUGAGAUGACUACCGAGGAGCUUCCAACUAAAUCUAAACAUUUGAAAAAUGAGUUUGUGUUUUGCAGGAGUUUCUUUGUGAUCCUUUGUGAAAGACUUCUCAUGGGGAAUAGUUAUGCUUAUUUUAUUUCAGUACGGUUGGUAGCCAUGGCUGUUUAUCUUUUUCUCCCAGUGCCAGCAAUUGGGUUAUGAGCAUCAUGUUUUGAAUCAACAUUUUGGAGAAGAAAAAAACCAUGCAAACUUGAAGCAUGAAUCUUUAAGAAUGCAUCCUUCAUCCAUAUAGAAUGUCCCUAUUUUAAGCCAUCUGCACAAAGAAAAAUAAAUGUUUGCUCAUGGAUGCCUAAACCAUUCAGACCUGAUGUCUAUUUUGCUGAUGGUAACUGAAACUUCUCUUUCCAUGCAUAAAUAUCAUUGAAAUCAAUGUCAUUGUUUAGAAUGUGUGGCGGAUAUUAUAUUGGAACAAAAGGAGAAUAUUGAUGCUUGCUGUAACCAAUGAUAAACCCGUCCUGAAAGAGGUUUUCCGCAUAUGUACCAGGGAUGAAGUACAAGAACAUUUUAGAAGAACGUCUGUAGAAAAUCUCUCCAGUGGAUUAUGUGCAGGGAUUGGUUUUACAGUGGAGAUAAGAUUCACAUCAAUUCUGUUUUCUUUGUGUUGCCUAAUGGGUUAAAAUGCAUUCUUAACAUACCACCUUCCCUACAAAAAUAUUUGUUUUUAUCAUUUAAAAAUGAUAACUUAUUUUGCUGGAUUUGCAAACUAAGGAGGAAGAGGUUUUCUGAAAUAGUAUUUUCCGUGGCCUUUCCAACCUAACUGUUAAUCCAAUUAGAGUAAAUUUGUUGAAUCAAUAGAGCUUAUAUAAAUGUUGACUUAUCAAAUUUCCAUUGGUUUAAUGUCUAUUUUUUUCCAUUAAUUGAAAAAUGAAGCCUUUCCCCAACAAUAUAUGAUAAUCAUUGAUACAUUUCAGACCAGCAGCAACAGCCUAUAGGAACGGUUACCUCCCAGGUAGACGGGAUGACUGUACAUGCAUGCAUGCAAUUUACUUCUCAGGUAUGAGCAUCUUUUGUCCCAUGAGUGGAUUUCCUCAUUCCUAAUAUAGUGAAUUUAGGGUUUUCCCUAGAAAAUGUUUAUUUACUAUCUGCCUCACAGAUUUUCUGCCCAGUUAAAUUAUGACUUCUAGAAUGAGUAUUUAAAGUUAACUGAAACUGUCUGAAAUGGUCUAAAUGCCUCCACACUCGGGAUAAAAUUCAUCACUAAUUCUUUUUUACCUGAAGGAAAUGAGUAAUUUCAACAUUUUUCCUGCUAUAAGAAAGAUUUUGACAGACUUUCAAAGCCUAUUCACAAUUAGGAACUUUUCUCUGCAAAAUCCACACAUUGAUCGGUACAGAAAAUAUCUUUCUGCACAAGGACACACACAUUUUACACAGAAUGCUCCAAUAACUUGUUCUGAAGACACAGCUUUUUCUACUAGAAAAUAUUUCUGCAUAAUAAAAUUACUGCAUUUCUUUGAUUCUAAGAUGCCAUUGAUUGUGAGAUGCACACAUUUAUAAACCCAUGAUUCUUAGACACACUCCAUUUUUAGAGAUGUUUCUGUGGGGAAAAAGUGCAUGUUAGAAUCAAAGAAAUACAGUAUUUUUUAUGCAGAAGGUGCUCUUUUGUAUGCACAAACAAACAGCUGUGAAUUUUGCACAGAACAAGUCCCAAAUUGCAAAAAAUUUCAUAAUUCCAAGAUUUGUCCCAUCAAGGUUUCUCAGUACAGUAGAGUCUCACUUAUCCAACACUCGCUUAUCCAAUGUUCUGGAUUAUCCAACGCAUUUUUGUAGUCAAUGUUUUCAAUACAUCGUGAUAUUUUGGUGCUAAAUUCGUAAAAACAGUAAUUACUACAUAGCAUUACUGCGUAUUGAACUACGUUUUCUGUCAAAUUUGUUGUAUAACAUGAUGUUUUGGUGCUUAAUUUGUAAAAUCAUAACCUAAUUUGAUGUUUAAUAGGCUUUUCCUUAAUCCCUCCUUAUUAUCCAACAUAUUCGCUUAUCCAACAUUCUGCUGGCCCGUUUAUGUUGAAUAAGUGAGACUCUAUUGUACUUGAAAAACAUAUUUUCCAAUCAUUUCUCAGAUAUUUUUAAUUAUUCUUUCCACACCUGCUCCAUACACAGUAGCCUUUGUAUCUGAGUUGUGUCUGAUUCAUUAUGGCUACCAUUGCAGACAGCACACUAUAGUGAGAAAAAAAAGUUGUAAUGUUUGAAAAAUGCACAUGCUAUGAUUCUACCACUCACUGGUGAGAAACAGCACUGGGAAUUAUGUAAGUGUUUAAAAAUAUUUGAACCGGUUUAUUAUAUUAAAUUCCAAUCAAAAGUAUUUCAUUGUGAAUCUCCAGGUUUUGCCUUCUGUUUUCCUUUUUGUUGACAGUUUUGCUAGUUUUCCUGUCUUCUAAAGCAUUGAAUGACUAUGCAAAAUUAUGGUAGAACUGGAUGUGCCUUUUAAUUUCCUCCCUUAUUCACACCUUCCCAUCCUGUUCCUCCAAUUCAAUUGAAACAGUGUGAGUUCUUUUCGCGUCACUUGAGAAUAACUACUGUAUCCUGGAAGUGUUUGCAAUCCGAUAAAGUUUGCACUGUUCCGAAUUGUUUGCUUGAAACACUACUCAUGUUAUGAAGAGGACUUCCUUGCCACAAGAGAAGAUAUGAAUGAGAUGUUGUUGCAAUUGUUUUAAAUUAAAAAACCAAGAAAUUGAA